CCAUGCCCUCCAUCUCCAUCGUCGUCACCCCCCUGCCCUCCGCCGCAUUUCUCUUGGCAGACGGUGAGCACUUCAUCUCUGCUGAGAGCACCGCCUGCUUACUUGGUCGUCACGCCACCAGCCAAGUACUUUCUUGGCUACCGGGACAGCAGAAGCUACAAGGAGCCGAGUCGCUUUAUUGCCAGCCGGCACUCCUUUGUGCGACCGUGAACACCUCCGACUGAUGCGCGAUAUUAUCCUAUAGACUAGCUCAAACGCGCCUUCUCCAAGCACGGCCGCACCGGCAGUAGCCUGAGCUACAGCAACCAGCAAUCCGAUACCAUGCCUCCCAGCGACGAUUCGCGACCCAAUGGCCGACCGAGCGCAGACGCAAACGAAAGCACCCCUCUCAUCUCAGCGCCCAACGGACUAUCAUCAAUAACACGUAAUUCAAAUGGAAAGCCAUAUUCUGAAGAUGAGCGAUGGUGGGUGCGGACGCCGUCCAACUUCUUGCGCCUGACUUGGGCCACGUUGGCGAGCAACUAUGUGAACGUGCUCCUGGUCACCGUGCCGGUAGGCAUUGUCCUUGGAGCUUUGGAAAUGAACCCAACUGCGGUCUUCAUCGUCAAUUUCCUCGCAAUCGUGCCGCUGGCCGGACUGUUGAGUUUCGCGACGGAAGAGAUAUCGGUCAAGCUGGGCCAGACGCUCGGCGGACUCAUGAACGCGACCUUCGGCAAUGCUGUCGAACUGAUUGUUUCCAUCGUUGCACUCACCAAAGGCGAGAUCAGAAUCGUGCAAGCUAGCAUGCUUGGCUCGAUCUUGUCUAACCUCUUACUUGUCCUUGGCUGCUGUUUCAUUGCAUCUGGACUAAGACGAGGCGAGAGCAGAUUCAACGAGACCGUGGCCUCCACCAUGUCUUCUCUGAUGGCGGUUGCUGCAACGUCGCUUAUUAUUCCGGCCACCAUGUACGCAGCCCUCGUCCGGAGCACUGAGGACUCGAACACCAACAUCCUCGUUCUCUCUCGCGGAACUUCUAUCAUCAUGCUCAUUCUUUAUGUUCUUUACCUUGUCUUUCAGCUCAAGACCCAUGCGAAGCUCUUUGAUGCCGAAGCACAGGAAGGCGAGGAGGGUGAGGGUCAAAAGGAGCCCGAGAUUUUAGGACCAAUCCCUGCCACCAUCUGCCUCAUCCUCGUAACUGUCCUGGUCGCUGUGUGCGCCGAGUACCUCGUGGACAGCAUCGAUUCUAUCGUGGCAUCUUCCGGCAUCAGCAAGACCUUUAUCGGUCUGAUCCUGUUACCGAUCGUCGGCAAUGCCGCUGAGCACGUUACGGCGGUCGUCGUUGCCUGGAAGGACAAGAUGGAUCUGGCGGUCGGCGUCGCCAUCGGCAGCUCGAUGCAGAUUGCGCUAUUCGUUACUCCAUUUCUGGUCAUGCUCGGCUGGAUCAUCGGUCAACCAAUGUCCCUCCACUUCCAGGGAUUCGAGACCGUGGUCUUCUUCCUCUCCGUCCUUGUCGUAAAUUACCUAAUCCAAGACGGCAAGAGCAAUUACCUGGAAGGCUGCAUGUGCAUUGGCACAUACAUAAUAAUAGCCAUUGCCUUUUGGGUGUAUCCCGAGGAUGCUGGCGAUAUUGGGGAGCUUGUUUCGGGCGUUUUCGGCCAUUGAAAGUAGAUGUCAUUAUUGCGAGCCUUGGAGGAGGGUCUGAAACGAACAGAGUCAGUCAGGCGUUGGGAACAAUAGCACUUGCACCUGAGAAUGCUGGAGGAAGGCUGCAAAGGGCAGCUGGCAAGAUGUCUCCUCCCAUGUUAUGUAUACUAUGCCAGAGAUACACUAUAUUGGUUUCUCCCCCGUCCCUGUGAGGAUCCUGGGGCAGGUUUGUUCUGGAACUUGAGUCUUGUAU
Molecule: messenger RNA, 1876 nt
Organism: Pseudocercospora fijiensis CIRAD86
Lineage: Eukaryota; Fungi; Ascomycota; Dothideomycetes; Mycosphaerellales; Mycosphaerellaceae
Exons: 2
Coding region: 322-1641 (439 amino acids)
Biological process (GO): intracellular calcium ion homeostasis; calcium ion transmembrane transport
Cellular component (GO): fungal-type vacuole membrane
Molecular function (GO): calcium:proton antiporter activity
Source: RefSeq, a predicted model, not a curated record